Micropterus dolomieu (smallmouth bass) is the source of this 2198-nucleotide messenger RNA. RefSeq names its product prostaglandin reductase 2 (gene ptgr2). Gene Ontology annotation, molecular function: 15-oxoprostaglandin 13-reductase [NAD(P)+] activity. Gene Ontology annotation, biological process: prostaglandin metabolic process. The record is from RefSeq and is a predicted model, not a curated record. Lineage: Eukaryota; Metazoa; Chordata; Actinopteri; Centrarchiformes; Centrarchidae. The transcript has 8 exons. Bases 229 to 1272 code for a protein of 347 amino acids.
UUAACAGGGAAUCCUCUCGCUGUGCGCUGAAUGUGGUCUGUUGACUUUCUGCUAGCCUUCAGACAGAACAGAAAGAGCCUGUACUGGAAUGCAAAUGCAGUGUUUAGCUAUUUUUGUCGUGUUGCGUUUAACACAUUUCAACACUGUGACCUUAGCGCACACAAAAGCCUGAAGUUUGUAAUCUUUAUCAGUUCAGGUAGCACUUAUCGAGGCUAACGUUACUUUUCAAUGAUGCAGGUGCAGAGAGUCGUUCUCAACUCACGACCAGGUAGAAGUGGGGCGCCAGUUCCCGAAAAUUUCCGCCUUGAGGACAUAACUUUAACACCUGAGUUGAAAGAUGGGGAGGUCCUUGUUCGUACGCUUCACCUCUCAGUCGAUCCUUACAUGCGAUGCAGAAUGAAUGACGACACCGGUGCUGAUUACUUGACUCCAUGGCAGCUGUCUGAGUGCGUGGAUGGUGGAGGUGUUGGCGUGGUUGAGUCCAGCCGCUGCAGCACUUGCACUGAAGGAGAUGCGGUCACUUCUUUCAACUGGCCGUGGCAAACCUAUGCUGUUAUGAAAGGAAGUGUCUUACAGAAGGUUGAUCCACAGUUGGUUGACGGGCACCUGUCCUACUUUUUGGGAGCAGUUGGUAUAACAGGCCUCACUGCACUGUUGGGUGUAAGGGAGAAGGGUAAUGUGACCAAAGGAGCCAAUCAGACCAUGGUGGUGAGUGGCGCAGCUGGGGCCUGUGGCUCCAUAGCUGGACAGAUUGGCAGGCUGGAUGGUUGUGUGAGAGUGGUUGGAAUUUGCGGUUCUAAUGACAAGUGCAGAGCUUUAGUGGAAGACCUGGGCUUUUCUGCAGCCAUCAACUACCACCAAGAGGACGUCCAUACAAGGCUCAAGGAGUGCUGCCCUGAUGGGAUAGAUGUUUACUUUGACAAUGUGGGAGGCGCCAUCAGUGACACUGUAAUCACACAGAUGAACAACGGUGGCCAUGUGAUCCUGUGUGGGCAGAUCUCCCAGUACAACAAGGAUGUGCCGUAUCCUCCGCCCCUGAGUGAGGAGAUAAAGGAAACCCUGCGAAGUAAGAACAUCAGCCGGGAGCGAUUUAUGGUGCUUAACUACAUGAACAAGGCAGACGCUGCCCUCUGUGAGCUCAGUCAGUGGGUUAAGUCCAGUCAAAUCAAGGUGCUGGAAACUAUGGCGAAUGGCAUUGAAAAUAUGGGAGAUGCAUUUUGCUCUAUGAUGAAAGGGGGAAACAUUGGCAAGCAAAUUAUAAAGAUAUCGUAGUGAAGAAAAUCACUGUAGCUGCCAGUAGAGACUGCUCUCACCAGACGCCUUGGGAAAUUAACCUACAGUUGCCUUUCUAUCACCGCCAUUAACACUAACUAAAUGAACACUAGUAAGAUAUUGCAUUGAUUAACUGGUGCUAGUUGGUUACAAUUAUGAAACAUGCAUGAAAAAUCACAGGUUCUUUGAAAUUUUGUUCUUGAGACAAAGAGUAGAGUGGUUAGAAGUUAAAUAAGUCUUGGAUUUUAAUACUUUACUCAAAUACAUCAUUCUGUUAGUAGAAUAAUUCCAAUUAAGUGUAAAAACAAGUAAUCCACUUUGCUUUAGCAUCAUCGUUUAAACUUCUGUUACAGCAGCAAAAGGCUGGCAAGUAGUUGUGAUUUAAUAUCUCCUUACCCAUAAUGUUAAACUAAAGAAGUAGCAUUAGCCUGCCAGCUGAAGUAUUCCAUAUGUAGAUGAUAAAUAUUACAUGCACUGGCAGGUUUAGUUUUAAGAGCUUUAGUUAGCUGAAAUGGCUGGUGUUCAUUUUUCACCAAUGUUUUCAGUUAAGAUACAUACACAUGACCAUCACAUCAUAAAAGCAUGAGGGAAAUUGGAAAUGUGUGGGGAAAUGGGGAGGAGACAAAUGACUUAAAUGUGUAACAAGACCAAACAAAUAGAAAGAGUAAGGACUUUUAAAGUAAGAUGAGCUUGAAAUAAAGAAUAUUAUUAACAGCAUUAUUUAUUGAUAUAAUCAAUAAAUAAGUUAUAUUUUUGACCUUUUUUUUUUUUUACUACAGUCUUGUCAGUAGUUCUUGUUCACUCCGGUGUCACAUUAUGUGACAAUGACAUGAAGACGAACACAAAGUAUAUGAUUUACUGUAAUGAACAUUUUUAUUUCACAGCACUAUAAACCAUUAACAAAAUAAAAUUGUGGUUGGCUCUAA